CAGAGAAUGGAAUUUUGAGUGUUUCUUUGCGUUUAUUCGUUUGUAGAAGGCACAUAUGUUUUCUCUAGAGACUGUGAUUGGGAUCAUGUGACAACACCAUGUGAUUAUAGAGUGUUCCAGUGAAGAUCUUCAGACAAGCGUAGUACAUUGUCCCGGAUUGCUUUUCUGUUGAGCGCUGCUCCUCUUUUUCACACAACAGUUUAUCACAAGUUUUCCACUAAAAAAUAAGCACAGCGAGAAAAUUUAUCGAUAAAUUCGCUUUAUUUAACACCGAAAACGUACCGAGUGAAAUUAUGAAGUGAAAAAAAAAAAAUGCUAAGAGACAAGAAAUGGCUCAAAAAUCAUCCCAAAGAGUCAUAGAGCAACGCUUAUUGAUAGCAGUGACAGCUGGUUGUGCCCUUGGUAUAUUACUAUGGUUCGUAUCUAUAUCGACAGAUUAUUGGUAUUACUUCAGUGCACCUGGAGCUGGCAUUUAUAUGAACAGAACCAAAACCAUUUUUCUGAGAAGUAAUGUCGGACUUUGGAGGCUUUGUCGAACGACGAUUCAGAACGGAACCGAACAGGAGUUUUGUAGAUACUUUAUAGAUUAUUCUAGGACAGAGGCGGUGUUUUCAGUCAUCACUGUAUUGUUGAUGCUUAUGGGAUUGGGAUUUAGCCUUUACACGUUUAAAGAACCCCGAUAUACUUAUAAAAGACUUGUUGGAGGAAUACAUUUUUUUACAGCUGGAGCUGUUCUCGUAGUCAUCGAAGUAUUGAUUAAUUGCCUUCACUACGAACAGAAAUAUGCUCCUGGAAGAUUUCCUAAGCGUAUAGAAUGGAAAUUUGGUUAUUCUUCUAUAUUGGCGUGGCUAGAUUUUGUCUUUUAUGUGAUUGCUGGUAUCAUAUUUGUGAUUUGUUCCAGAAAGAGAAAACGUGACAAAUCUGCACCAGAUGACGAACUGGCUCAAGCGGAUGAACCUCACAUUCUUGGACGCCUUUGAUGUGUUCAAAUUAAAAAACAAAAAAAAAGUUCCUGGUCAAAUUGACGUAAAUCAGAUUGUUUUUUAAAUAAUCAUCGAAUAUUUAUCGAUAAACUGAAUGUAUUUUUAUGACGAAAUUUUAUUAACGAAGCAC
Molecule: messenger RNA, 1113 nt
Organism: Centruroides sculpturatus (bark scorpion)
Lineage: Eukaryota; Metazoa; Arthropoda; Arachnida; Scorpiones; Buthidae
Product: epithelial membrane protein 1-like
Exons: 5
Coding region: 330-980 (216 amino acids)
Cellular component (GO): plasma membrane
Source: RefSeq, a predicted model, not a curated record